Eremothecium gossypii ATCC 10895 is the source of this 1524-nucleotide messenger RNA. It is a transcript of the gene MSL5, whose product is annotated as mRNA splicing protein MSL5. The transcript has a single exon. Gene Ontology annotation, molecular function: mRNA binding; zinc ion binding. The record is from RefSeq and is marked provisional. The coding region runs from base 1 to 1524 and encodes 507 amino acids. NCBI's taxonomy places the organism in Eukaryota, Fungi, Ascomycota, Saccharomycetes, Saccharomycetales, Saccharomycetaceae. Gene Ontology annotation, biological process: regulation of mRNA splicing, via spliceosome. Gene Ontology annotation, cellular component: nucleus.
AUGACAAGACUGGUUUGGUUUUGCAUGCAAGUCGCUUAUUGCUUACACGGCUGGGACUGGGACAUCAUGGAUCGUGGACGGAGUUCUAAUAGCUAUGAUAGCCUAUGGGGUGGUAAAGCACGGGAUAACCCAAUAGUGUCGCAGCUACCGCUUCAAUACCGAAUAAGAAGUGCCUUGACACAAGAGCAGCAAACUGCGUACCAGGUCAUGUACAGAAUACAGGAGAUUACGAUCAAGUUAAGAACGAAUGACUUGAAUCCGCCAACCAGCAGGUACCGGUCGCUUUCGCCGCCGCCAGUUUACGAUUCUCAGGGCAAGCGGACCAACACCAGAGAACACCGCUACCGCAAGAAGCUAGAAGAAGAGCGACACCGUCUGGUGGAAAUCGCUCUGAAGAUGAUCCCGCACUUCAUUGCGCCCGACGACUACCGGCGGCCAAGCAAGUUCCAGGACAAGUACUACAUCCCGAUCAACGAUUAUCCAGAGAUAAAUUUCGUCGGGCUGCUGCUCGGGCCUCGUGGAAACACGCUGAAGCAGCUGCAGCAGCAGUCGGGAUGCAAGAUUGUGAUUCGGGGACGUGGAUCAGUGAAGGAGGGAAAGGCGGCCACGGAUUUGCCUAAGGGUGCCAUGAACAUGAAUGAGCCUUUACAUUGUGUUAUAUCAGCAGAUACGGAGGAAAAGAUACCUUUGGGGAUCAACGCCGUGGAGAGUAUCAUUAUCAAGGCGAUCACGUCUCCGGAAGGACAGAACGAUCUUAAGCGGGGACAACUGCGAGAGCUUGCAGUCCUAAAUGGUACCCUACGCGAGGACAACCGCCCUUGCCCUCUUUGUGGUGAGCAAGGCCAUAAAAAGUGGGAGUGUUCUUCUAAUCCUUCCCUCUCUAUGACAGUGAUUUGUCAAAGAUGCAACCAGCCAGGACAUGCAGCUCGUGACUGUACUAGCCCCCUCAACGAGUUUGGCAAACGGACCAGUGACGGACCGGAGUUUAGAGAAACGAAAAAGCUACAACAAGACGCACCGCCUCCAUCAGGUCCUGUGGGCUCACACCCUAGUGCACCUGGGAGUGGGUCUGCUAAUAGUGGCGUUGCUCCCGCUUCCCUGCAUCCUCCCGGGACCAUGGCACCUCCGGGGGCGCUACCUCCGCCCGGCUCCCUCGCUGCUCCGGGGACACUACCACCUCCGGCAGCGCUACCCGCGCCCGCAGCGCCAGGCACAUUGCCACCUCCAGUAGCCUUGCCUGCACCAGCUACACUUCCCCAAGCAGGCGUACCCCCUGCCCCUGAUGCAUCUCCAGCCGUCAAAACGGCUGUACCCAUUGAAGGGCCACCUGCCCCACCACAGACGGCGCCUCCACUACGACAGACAGCAGCUACUGCGUCGUCUGCCGGGAGUAGCCAAUCUGCUCAAGAAGAGCCAGAGAAUGCGCGCAAUGGCGUGGAGAAGGCGGCACCUGGCCCGCCAGCUGCCGUCUUACCACCACCACCACCACCACCACCACCACCACCGCCACCACCGUCUUCUUGA